UGUCCGAGAUGGUAUGACAGUGUAUGAAAGCCUGGACAAAGCUCUGAGAGUAAGAGGACUUAAUCAAGAUUGCUGUGCAGUGUUUAGACUUGUUGAAGGCCAUAAGACCCGGACAGACUGGGAAACCAAGAUUACCCCUCUGGUGGGUGAAGAAUUAUGGGUGGAGGUACUGGAAGAAGUGCCUCUUACAAUUCAUAAUUUUGUAAGAAAGACAUUUUUUCACCUGGUGUUUUGUGAUUUUUGCUUGAAGUUCCUAUUCCAUGGUUUCCGAUGUCAAACGUGUGGCUACAAAUUCCAUCAGCAGUGCAGCAGUAAAGUCCCAACUGUUUGUGUGGAUAUGGGCAACAUGCAUAAAGUACAAUCAUUAGUUUCGUACGUGGAUGAGGAGAUUAUUCCUAAUGAGUUAGUUUCUCCACCAAUACCACAGAUCAUUGAGCCAGUCACACCACCACCUGAAAGUAUCCAUAGCAAGAACAUAACUUCUUCAUUCAUGUUCCCUGGCUCACUUGGGGAUGGUCAACAGCUGCAACAGCGUCACCGUUCUACCUCUACACCCAAUGUCCAUAUAGUGAGUACUACAGACAAUAUCAUUGUCAAGGAUGCAAUAAAGAACUCCACUGUAAUGGAUCAGCUGCCUAAGAUGUCCAACACAUCUCCCACCAACAUCUCACCAGGCAAAAAGGCACACUUUCCCGAAUCUCCUUCAGAGCAUCAGAGAGAAAGAAAACAUUCUUCCUCCUCAUCUGAUGAAAAGAAAAAAGUGAAAACAUUGGGUUAUCGUGAUUCUAGCUAUUACUGGGAAGUCCCAGCUAACGAAGUCAUCUUGAAUAAGCGGAUUGGAUCCGGCUCAUUUGGAACAGUGUUCAAAGGGAAGUGGCAUGGAGAUGUUGCUAUCAAAAUCUUGAAAGUAACCAAUCCAACAAAUGAGCAGAUUCAAGCCUUCAAAAAUGAAAUGCAGGUUUUGAGAAAAACUCGUCAUGUCAACAUUCUUCUGUUUAUGGGCUAUAUGACUAGACCUCAUUUUGCCAUCAUCACACAGUGGUGCGAGGGGAACAGCCUUUAUAAACAUCUCCAUGUAGACGAAACUGACUAUGACACAUUUGAACUCAUUGAUAUUGCUCGUCAGACAGCACAAGGCAUGGAUUACCUGCAUGCAAAGAAUAUAAUUCAUCGAGAUCUAAAAUCCAACAAUAUCUUCUUGCACGAUGAGGGUCGGACUGUGAAGAUUGGUGACUUUGGCUUAGCAACAGUGAAGACAAGAUGGAGUGGCUCUCAGCAAGUUGAGCAGCCCAGUGGUUCAAUAUUGUGGAUGGCCCCAGAAGUGAUUCGGAUGCAAGAUAGCAACCCGUACAGUUUCCAGUCUGAUGUAUAUGGAUAUGGAGUUGUUUUGUAUGAACUGAUGACUGGAACAUUGCCUUAUUCACAUGUAAAUAACAGAGAUCAGAUUAUAUUUAUGGUGGGACGAGGGUACAUGAAACCAGACCUCAGCAAAACUUACAGUAAUUGCCCAAAGAGUAUGAGACGCCUUAUGGCAAAUUGCCUGAAGUUUAAACGAGAAGAACGACCACUAUUUCCUCAGAUUUUGGCUUCUAUUGAACUGCUUCAACGGGCUUUACCCAAAAUUGAACGGAGUGCCUCAGAACCUUCUCUUCAUAGGGCUGUUUGCUCAGAGGACUUGAAUCCCUUCACACAUACUUCACAUGCCAUCUGGUAGCCUCAGCUUGCAACAUUAUUUCUGAGUAGCAACAUUUGUAAAUAAGUACUGUUGUCAGAAAGGCCCAUUCCUGGAAUUAAAAAGAGUUACAUAACUGAGAGUCCAGAAUAAGUGAAUAUGAAUUCUGUUUUUAAGAGCUUAACACUGUUUUAUUAAGACAUUUUGCACAGGGAUAUUUUUAACAUUUCGCAGACGUGUGUUCAGCAGAGAAUGCUUUCCAUUACUAAUCUGUGAUUUCAAUAUCAAUGGUAGCCAACCAGCCUCAUAUUAGCCUUCCAUCUUGAUGCUGCAGCUGCUAAAACCAGAGCCCAGCUAUUUGAACAUGUACAGUGAAACAUUGGAGUAACUGCAUUCUGCUGAACAAGUAUGUACAUUUGAAGAAAAGACAUAAAAAUGUAUGUCCCCUCUCUUCAUUUCAUCCUUUGUGCAAACACACAAAAAAUCCAAGCCUGAAGAUUGGCUUUACUGACUUAACUUCAUUGAAAGACUCUUGUAACUAUUGUUGUUGUAUAUAUCUAAACUAGUUUCAGAGAGUUAGAUAAGUUUAACUUUAAUCCUCCUGGGAAAGAGUAUUUUGAUGCUAUAUUUGUAUACAUUUCACCAGCAUACUCCUUCAAGAGGUCUAAGAAUGCUUGAUGAAGAUAGUAUUAUUCAGGCAUUGUUAUCAGAUUUUUUUUUACUCCUUUGUCUUGUGGCUGCUAAAAUUUUAAAGCUGACUUUUGUUGUAUUCAUUGUAAACAUGCGUACAGAUGUAAGGCUUUUUAAAAACAAAUCUGGUAUUGA
Molecule: messenger RNA, 2497 nt
Organism: Protopterus annectens (West African lungfish)
Lineage: Eukaryota; Metazoa; Chordata; Ceratodontiformes; Protopteridae
Gene: ARAF
Product: A-Raf proto-oncogene, serine/threonine kinase
Exons: 14
Coding region: 14-1714 (566 amino acids)
Biological process (GO): protein phosphorylation; signal transduction
Cellular component (GO): cytosol; mitochondrion
Molecular function (GO): ATP binding; protein kinase activity
Source: RefSeq, a predicted model, not a curated record